Panicum hallii is the source of this 1521-nucleotide messenger RNA. RefSeq lists its product as uncharacterized. Lineage: Eukaryota; Viridiplantae; Streptophyta; Magnoliopsida; Poales; Poaceae. The transcript is spliced from 3 exons. The coding region runs from base 330 to 1124 and encodes 264 amino acids. The record is from RefSeq and is a predicted model, not a curated record.
CGCGCACGAGCUUGAAAAGGUAAAAGGGGAAAAAAAGAGGGCCUAGCCGGAGCGAGGUAGGAGUAAUUGGCUAGCCGAAGUGGGAUUUGGGUGGCUCGAUCUAGCAGCUCUAAUGCUGCGAUGCUCGAUUUAGAUACAGGAAAAACCGCAUCUGCAACCUGAUUUUACCCAGGGCACUCGUGAUUCGCUUUGCGGGAGCAAGAAAAGGGAAAGGGUAGAAGGCAAUAUCGCUGUUGGGGAAUCCGCUGCAAGAGGUAUGAGCUAGACCACCUGGUAGAAAGGGGGCGGGUGGCCUGUGGUCUACGUAUUGGGCCAAAAUUGGCCAAGGCAUGGAUGAUAAGAGGCUUGAUUCCUCACUGACUGGCUCCAAGGCAUCUCAAUCAUGGUCUUCCGACUCUGGAUGCCAGGGUGAGGUUGUUCCGAGAAAGAGACCGAGAAGUGGGGUAAACCUGUCAAACAUAAAGGAAAAAAAUGGUAAUGAAAAUGUACUGGUUUCUUCUAGGUGCUCAAUCAGCCACCUGCAUGAUUGUAUUGCUGGGUUAACUGACCGGAAGAAGGAAUUGGUGAAGUCAAUAGGCUUUGAAGGGUUGCUCUUAUUUCCAAACAUCAGGCAGCUAAAUAGGAGGUUCAUUCUCUGGUUAAUGAACAAAGUUGACCCACUCACACCAGCCAUGGUAAUUGGCUCGACAAGAAAGAUUGUGUUUGACAAAGAGGAUGCUGCCCGGGUAUUUGGAAUCCCAAGCCAAGGUUUAUCUGUUGCAGACAAUGGGAAGCCGGGGAAUGAGGUGGUUGCCUCAAUAAAGAGGGCGUAUUUGGGAAUAGAUCCAAAGGACAACCAUAGCAUAAAGGCUGCUCAAGAUGUGAUCGAAAGGAAUUACGACAGGUCAAUGACUGAUGAAGACGAGACAGCGUUUAAGGUGGCCUUCGUGAUCUACGUCAUGGACACGCUCUUAUCCCCAGGUGCCAAGUAUGACUACGCACCUGUAGACUACUGGAAUUGUCUCCAAGAACCCUCAAAGAUACCAGCAUUUGACUGUGCCAUGAAGUAUGAAUCGAACUGGAGUAAUUUGUGCCUGUUUUAUUGGCACAUUCAGUGGGGAUUUGAGUGUCCCGUGGUCGCUUGAGGUGUGUGAGUUUUCCGGACCUGGACAACAAUCCAUGCUUCUGUUCAAAAAUAGUGAAUUCAUGUGGGUUCCCCUUGUCUAGCCAGUCCGCUGCGGGUAUACUAGCUUCUACAAGGUCUUGCUUCUUCUUCUUCUUCUUUUGUCCAGACAACCAAGACUUAAGCCCUGUGUUAGGAGGUCUUCGGCCUUGACAGUCCUAGGAGGACAAGCAAUGGGCAUCACUCCAAUAUUUGAUACAUGUUCUAUUUGCUGUGGAGCCUGGAUUUCAGACGCUGCUUGUGAUGCUUCAGCGCUGGUAGACAAUGCUUGUAUAGCAUGCAGUAUACCUGACUCCGUAACUGAUGCCUUGCCACUAAUCACUUCAAUUGUCUUGGUUAGGAGAACCUUCUUCAGCAAA